Molecule: messenger RNA, 7799 nt
Organism: Ixodes scapularis (black-legged tick)
Lineage: Eukaryota; Metazoa; Arthropoda; Arachnida; Ixodida; Ixodidae
Gene: Unc-76
Product: fasciculation and elongation protein zeta-2
Exons: 8
Coding region: 79-1188 (369 amino acids)
Cellular component (GO): axon; cytoplasm
Source: RefSeq, a predicted model, not a curated record
UCGGCGGCGCCGUCGUCGUCGUCGUCUGCCGCAACAUCUCGGGAGCCACCGCAGCCGACGAGACGAGACGGGAGCGCGAUGAGAGAUGUCAAGAUGGCGGAGCUCACAGCUGAAGCUCCGUUGGCGAAGACCGAAGACUGGUCCGAUUUCAGCGAUUUCCAGACGUCCGAAGACGUUGAAAAUUCCAACAAGGACGGCACGCUGUCGUCCAAGUCUAGCCCCACGACGUCCGAGUCGCUGACCAACGACAACUCGUUUGUGGACAAUUUCAGCGAGACGUUCUCCAACUCGCUCGAAGACCUGGUGAACACGUUCGAUGACAAGAUCACAAAGUGUUUCUGUGAUUACGAUGAAAACGUCGAGAAGCUCGCGCCGGUCCAAAUUCGCACGCAGGAAGAGAUUUUGAGCGAAUGCCAGACCUGGUGGACCAUCACGGGUAAUUUCGGAAACAUCUUGCCUAUCGAUUGGUCAAAGUCCUACGCCAGGAAACUGCAACUCCCAGCGCUGAAUCUCAAUGAGCGAGCGAAGUCGGAGAGGCUGGACGACCCCGAGGGUUCGGAUGAGGAGGACCUUGCCAAGGACCUUGACCUGCAUGCCCUCAUCCUGUCCAGCCUCCAGCAGGAGCCCAUCUUCACCGCAGAACAGGUCCUCGAAGAGAUUGACGAGAUUAUGCAGGAGAACGUGCCUGCAGAAGAAGUCCCCUCGGCGGACUCGUCCCCCGAGAAGGCAGACGACGACGCCAUCACCAAGAACGCCAUCUCUUCCCUUGUCUACGGAGAAAGGCUGAAGACGCUGUCGGCCCCCGAGCUGACAGAGGUGCUGGUGGAGCUGGAGCGGCUGAUCCGUGAGCACUCAGAGACCCUGAUCCAGGAGCUCGCCCUGAGGGACGAGCUCGAGUUUGAGAAGGAACUCAAGAACAGCUUCAUCUCUCUCCUGCUAAGCGUGCAGAACAAGCGCCGACACUUCCACAUCGACCGGCGCAAGGGGCGCCCUGCCUCGGUUGCCUCGCACAACGGGCCGGAGCCAAAGUACCUCACAACGGUCAUCCCCUACAACGUGGACAAGGGUCCACCUAGUAAUGCCUCCUUACAGAUCCUCAUCAAAAUCCUGCACGCGAUCAACGACGACAGUCCAACGGUACCAACGCUGCUCACGGACUACAUCCUAAAAGUGUUGUGCCCCACGUAAAGAGGCAUUCGGAGCGGACACACCCCUCCGUCACAGACGUCCAGCUUCCACCCUUUCUUAGUCGCCCACUUCGCGACGUGAGAAAGAGCAGAAGAGAAAGUCAUCUUGGCACCUGUUUUCUUUCUCUUUUUUUUUUUUUUCCGCGGAGCUUGUUUUGUUGGAAUUGCUUUCGCUUUCGUUUCGAGGCACCCCCUCCCCAGUCAGUCAGCAAAUGUUUUGUACAAAUUUUUGAUCAGGGAGACUGAGAAUGUGCGUCUCUCGGCAUCUCUUGGUUCCCACGUGUUCACGUCGCCGUCUUUUGUUCCUUCGGGUAGAGGGGAUGGAGGUAUGAAGGUCGAGAUCUUCAACACCUCUUGGAGAGGAACAAAUGGAAGGAAUGACCUUGUCGUUAGAUAAACGUUGCUACGUCUCAAGUAGUAGUCAAACAUCAGCUUGCGAUUUCCAACUCUGUGAGGUAAUGGUGGCCGAGUUGCCAUGGUCUUUGUUCUGCAAAACGUGCUCAAGUGGCAAGGUUUUGCUGUGACUGCGCUUGUUAUCUACGGGCAGCUCUGUGCAAUGCAGUUGCUUGUUGAAGUCUUUGUAGAUUUGCCACACUCCGUUACCUCCCGAGCCGUCAGUAGAGCGAGAUUUAUGUAGGGAAUAGACCAAUUACUGACCUUGCCUCAUUCGUCCGUAAAACCUAACGUUUUUUAGACGUUCAUAGGUUGUGGUCCCAUGAACUCAAGCACACAGAUUUUUAGUUUACUGUCGGCCUAUAUGUAUGCGCACAAACAGAAAAGGCAUUACUGUAUUUCUGAUCCAGAUAUAGUUAUUUAGUUUCUGUCCUUUAGAAUUGUCAGUAUGAACUGUUUGCGAAAAAAAGCCAUUGUAGAGAAAAGCACAUGUUGGGUCACUAGAGUAAUUAUUAACUAGAUUUUAGUGGGGCUACAUUUUAGAUGGUGUUUGCUCUAAGUCCCAGAAAUGCUGAGUGAUUAUCGUUUUGAGAACAAAUUCAAGACCAAAAAAAGGGACAAUGGGAAUUUGACAGAAAAGCACAGUUUUGGCAAAUGUUGGUUUAGCGGGAACACUUGCCGUUUCUUAUAUCUGGCUUCUGUGUCCCUUGUCUCAUCAUAUUUGAGGCCUUGCCAGCCUUGAAGGCACUGGGCAAAUUUGCCAGCGUAGACCCGGAUCUAAAUGCUCUAUCAUGCAACAUGCACCUAAUUGCAUCGGAGGGGAAGCUCACUCAGCGGCCGCUGCUUAUACAAUGAUGGUCUUGUUUAUUAGGUUAUCCUUGUUGCUGGAGUUCACAGAUCUCUUUCAUCUUGAAGCUUGUUUUAAAGCUUGUAUUUUAAGAUGCAUAGACAGCUAUUUUGAGUGUACAGGUUGAGCCGUGGUUGUUCUAUGUUUGCCAGGGUUUUUUGGUUUGCUUGUUUGUUGCUUUGUACGAAGUUUUAGUGACACCUAUUUUUACAUCCAUAAUGGUAUCUGUUCAUUCUCCUGCAGUGAGCCAUUUAUCACUUUUUGAUUUCGUUUUUGCCACAAAUGGGAACUUGGUGUUUGUCUUUAUUUCUGGGUUAGUCUUAACUGCUGGUUUGGCACCAAAGUUCAUUGGGGAAAUUUGUUGGUGGAUUUAGAGUGGUUUUGAAGCGCUUGUUUGUUGGUACCUUGUUUUGCAGGCGGGCGCAUGCUAGCAUUCACCGCUUUAAAGGUGCGAGCACGGUGCACUUUUGGAUCCCCCCAAGCCGACCAGUGAAAUUCCCUAUAGGCCAGUAACUUUGAGUGGAAUGAGGACCGGCGGUAAUCUAUGCACGUGCGAGCGUCGAACCUAGGGUGACCACCUUUCUGAUAGUCAAAUGCGGGACACGCUGACCGGAAGGGGGGGCCAAGGGGGGGGGGGGGGGGGGGGGGCAGUGACAUCACAACUGCGGCAUCUAAGAAGGAUACAUUGGAGAAAAUGUAUGCACCUGCACACUGUAUUGUGGCCAUUAAGCUCAAAUAAGUUUCACUUCCAAUGAAGUAUACAUAAUUUUUUUUUUUUUAAAUUUUAAUGACAAGUAAGUUAUUAAAUGUGUCUAAGUGUAAAACAUCAAAAUUGACUGCAACAGAGGUCAAUGCAUCGAAAGUAAAGAAGAAACAGUAAACCUUGUUUCCGCUAAUUGUUUCCUGGUGAUAUACUUUUACCAACAUACCCUUACUUAAAUUUAGAACCCUAUGUUUUUAUUAAAACUUGGGUUUGAGUGAGUGUGCCCGAACUGAAUUAAAAGGUUAAAAGCGCGAACAAAACGAGGACAAAAAGACACAAAGACAACAGGACAGGUGCUACCUCUUAGUUCACAUCAAACCUUUUGCACUGAUACAGUUUAUUUGAAAGUAACUACAAUAAUUUAUAUUUCAUAUUUUGGCUAGCAAUUUUCUCUUGCACUACUUUUCCACCAGGGGGAGAGGCACAACAGCACAUGCGCGUCUCUCUCCUGCAAGAACGGUGGUCGCUUCCUGCAAUGCUAGGAUAGUAAAUAGCGCACCAUUGCAAUUCACACGAUGGCCAGCAGCCUCCACGCUUCCCCGUGCCCCUUUAUUAGGCAGUGCCAUGAUAUAAAUUGUGAAUUUUACGAUACCGUGAAAUGUGGGACAUUUUGAACAUUUUUGGAAUGUCUUGCGGGACGCGGGACACAAGCCGUCAAUGCGGGACAGUCCCGCGAGUCGCGGGACAGGUGGUCACCCUAGUUGAACCGCUGGUGGAGGCAUUUAAUACUCUGUUUUCUUCCGCACUCUUUGUGCAGUUAACGUAAAUAGCUGAAUAGUGCUGUGCUGCAAAGUUCUACAGAACGAACGCGGGACCAGGAAAUGAAAGGAAAACAAUGAGUUACAUUGAGAUGAGGAGAAACACAAUGUACAUGAAUGGGUGUUGACUAACAACUGUAUUCUUUUCUUUUUUAUCUUUUUCCUUGCAUGAGUUUUCCCAUGCGUGAGUUUGGAAAAAAAAAUGAAAAUCUGUGAAAUAAUGAAAAAUGUCUUCAUAAGGGUGCGUGGACUUUCGAUGUUUGUGGUGUUGUUUCCUGUUCUGAUUUUCAUUCCGUUUUUAUGGUGCAAGAUGGGACCUUGAAGCUGGUGCUGGUGUCCUCCUUCUUAUGCUGUGGUGUGUUUAAGCAAUUCGAUUUCCUUUUCCUUCAGUGCAAUUUCAUUUUCUUUCAUUUCCUGGUCGCGCGUUCGUUCUGUAGAACUUUGCAGGGCAGCACACUCAGCUAUGUACUACAACCAACUAGCCCAAACCCAAGUCCAACCUUUAUUAAUUAAUGUAAAGCUUGCUUACUGUCUCCAGGAGAAGUGAAAAUGAAAUAUACCUCUCACUACUUAUGCUCCAGUUUAGGACCUAUAGGUUGACCAAAGUCUUCGUGUGCCAACUGAGAAUUAUGAAGAAACAUGCGUCUCUUCUGUGCGUGAACCAUGAUCACAAAUAUACCAUUUGUUUUUGUCUUAUUUGUUUGCUUUUCCAGCUUUUCUGUUUGAGAGACCUAUGGCAUGAUCUUUUUUUAAUAAUUUUUAUGCGUUUUUAUAUCAGUUCUUUUAUUUUAAUGUCCCUGCUGUAAAGGUUAUUUCUAACAUUGAAACCAUUUGUCCAAAGUUGAGCGUGAGCUUGCAGAUUAGUGUACAAACUGGCAUUGAUCCCCAAUGCCAACUGUUAAAGUUGGCAGCGUUCAGUUUCUUGGCAAACACAAAUGCAAUGACAUUUAAGGCUGAAAAUACAUGUCCGCCUUAGACGAGUUUCAGUUGCGCUUCCCGAUUUGGGAAAUGCCUUAACUCCAGACAUCCCCUUGGGUCUAAUCAUAGUAUGUGGGUGACAAAUGAAGAAAGCGAAGUGUCGUAAUCAUCAUCAUUAGUGUGCAAAGAGGGAGGUUGUACGACAUCACACACUGGUUCGUUCUGAUUGGUUUGCUGUCAUUGGGACUUGGCUUUCAAUUUGACUAGACGUUUUGGGUGUCAUUUGCAUUGAUAUCGCUUUUUUUAGUUUUGCUGACCCUGAAGCUAAAACAUUAGCUUGAGUGAAAGUUGCUCUUUUACUGGGGUGUGUCAGCUAAACUGAAAUUUUUGCACUAAUGAAGGCAUUUGUAGAAUUCAGAUCAGUUUUGAGUAAUUUAGCUAGCAGUAGUUUUAAAUUCCUGACGUUAAGACCUUCUGGAACUGCUACAAAAAGGCAGGUUUGCUGAAUUUUCAUUUAAAAAAGUUUAGACUAAUUCCGCAAUGAUGAUCCACUACAGUGGCUUGUCAACCAUGCUGGGAAGUAUCAUUGCUUCAUUAACUAAUUUUUGUACUUUGUCUCUCUCAUCACAGUCCUCAGCUCUCAAGUAAAUUUUACAAAUGAAGAGUCAGUUAAUGUCACAGCUCAGCAAUCUACAAUCAGCUGUAACGCGACGUGGGACUGUGCGGGCGUUUUAAGACCCCUCCCACGGCGACAAAAAAAAGAAGUGAGGAAAAGGAGACACGCAACAUAAUAUGGCAGAGAGAUUAUGCGGUAAUGCUCUUGUGUUCCACGGUUUGGACAUGGUGUUGAUUUUCAGCACGCAAAGAUUUCUCCAGGGGGGAUGCAAUAGAUGUCACAGCCCAUAUGCCCAGCAGACAUUCCUUGUUACAUGUCUGUGCGAUGUAAAAGUAAACAGCAUUUUGGCCUUGUGAACCAAUGUGGCUUCUGUCAGAAGCUGACUAAAGCUCCGAGAAGUAUGCUGACUCAUUGCAAAGGAGUGUAUGGCCAAGUCUGGCUCACUCCUUUUCUCGAGAGUAUGGAGGAUUUCGAAGUGCCGAGAGCACUCGCAAAGGGCCGUCUUGAUUGUGCAAUGCUCGUAUCUUUUCUUUAAACUCUCUUCUCUACUGCAUCUGUGAUUGAAAACUACUUCAACCUAAGCUACUUCACAACCCAAUUUUUAGAGAUGUCGUACAUUGUUUUGGCUUCUCCAAGUGUAAUCUUUUCUACUUAAAUGCACUAUUAAAAAAAAGAAAAAAAGAAUAGUUUUGUCGGCAAUUUUAAAGCUCCAAUCACUUGAUCACAUAGUUGGGACUAAACUGAAUAUAUAUAUAUAUAUCUUUCUUGCACUUUGCAUUGGUUUGAUCAUUCGAGGCAUGAUCUCCUGUCCUAAUGUUAGAUAACUCCUUUCAACUUUGUUGAGAAAGCCAUCUGGGCUUCCUCAUUGAUCCAAAUUUUUCUGUUUUCAUGAUCAAUGGCUUCAUUAUUUGGUGAUUUUACUGUUAUCUUUGAUGCUCUUUAGACUCUUUUUAAGCUCUUCUAAGCACAGUUAUCUGAUGGUUGUUUCAUGCUUAGGGGGCACAAAGAUCCCUGGAUAUUUGUAGCAUGGUGUACAUAUUGAUGUUACACGUUUCCUGAACUGCACCCCUCAUGUAUUCAUUGUGCUCCAAGUUGUUGACGCGGGCUGUCGAAUUUGACUUUGUGAAGCACCAAGUUGUUGAUGCAGGCAGUCGAAUUCGACUUUGUGAAACACCGAAUUGUCAGGCCAGGUGUACAUAACUGACCGUUCUAGUUUACGAUGCGGUCUUCUUUCUCUCGGGAUGAUGACUGAAGCGUGAGUUGGAUAUUGUGCUUGCAGCUGUAAAGUCAAAUGCGACGGACUCACUGGAUGUUUAUUUUUCUGUCGCAUGUACACAACUUGGACACAACAUGAUGCGGACUAUAAUCCAAAAGAUUAGUUUGGUAACCCCAAAUAAAAAAUCAGUCCCAGUCUUGAUAAGUAUCAAGAGAAAAUUAAAGAUAAGGAACAACACCUGUGUUAUGCUAAGCCUCCAAUGUAUUCAUAGCUUGUGCUUUCGAUUAGAGCAACCCUUGUUAUGAUGGUGGCUGAGCUGCCACAUCCAGAAUGUCGUAAUGCGAGUCAUGCACAGAUGGAGUUUGGUUUCUGAGUGUGCUUGGAAGGAUGUCUGAUGGCUUUGACUUAUGACUGCAUGCACCUUGUAGUUUUCUCGUCUUUACGUAAUGCCGUGUAUUUAGCCUCUAUGUAACGUCCGCACGAAAAGGAAGAACACGACGUCGGUGUACUGAAAUGUACCCAAGGCAGCAUAGAAACCAAAUACUAUACAUAAAUGCAUGUUUGCAGGGAUUUACCUCUGUACCAUGUAUUAGUCUCAGUGUACCCUCCCUCUUACUCAUGUACUACUGUCUUUCUAUAGUCGGUGUUCCGCUCCCUGCAAAACAUUAUUUAUUGCCUCUGCUUCUGUGACUUGAGCCCUUCACUAUGUAUGUACAGCAUGUCUUGGCAAAGUCAACAACAAAGAAGAAAAGAAACUUGUCUUAGGCUUCGUUGGAGAAACACUUGUGAGUGUUUGCCCAUCCUAUGGUCACAAUUGUAAUUAUAUAGGAGUUCCAGCGUGCGCCGCAGAGGAAUGGCUUUGGAGCUUGCCGCUUUGUUCCGCUGCGGACAAUGUCGGAGGUAUAGAUACUUUGUGUGCAUACGUGGCUUCGCAAGGGAUUGCCCGGUCUGCGAGAGACACUUACCCUGUCCACCAUGUUGGUUUCUGUUACCUCGACUAGUUUACUAGUACAAACGCAAAACAAAAGAAUUGUAGUUUGUAGUGUGCCCGUGGUGCGUGAUGAUCAAAACGGCCUGGAAAUAAAACCCAAAGGAAAGAAG